CAAUCAUUUCCAAGCCGGGACUCGAAGUGACAACGUCUCAUGGCCGGAGUCCGCCUCGCUUUGCUUUAAACUCUCUGUGGAUCUAUUGGGUGGACUGAAAACGGGCUCUCUGUGUGUGUCUCUGUGUUUUUUAAUCCCUGUCAAGGAGGAAGAUAAUAUCGGAUCUAUGAAAAAACCCACGUGGAUUUGUACAAUAUUUUUCAACCAGAAGGAAUGCAUAUUUUUCUGCUAGUGAAACUAACUUUCCUGCUGUCGCUGAUAGGAAUAGCACGAGGUCUGAGAUGCUCCAUGCCCACGGAGUCAUGCUUGAACCAAGGGAGGUGUGAAGCAACUCCAGAUGGCAACGGAGAGUGCAAAUGCCGAGAUGGAUACGUAGGGAGCAGGUGCCAGUUUCACGACCCGUGCAACAACACGCCAUGCAUGAACGGAGGCACUUGUCGCGCAGUCUCCAAGGGCAACACGGUGGACUUCAACUGCACCUGCAGAGUGGGCUACACCGACCGCCGCUGCAUGACGGCCGUCAACAUCGCCUGCCUCAGCUCGCCGUGUCGCAACGGAGGCACCUGUGAGCCGGAUGGUCUACAAAGGUACAGGUGCCGCUGCCCACCUGGAUGGACAGGUAAAGACUGUGCAACAGCCGACCCGUGCGCUUCCAAUCCGUGUGCCAACGGCGGGCGUUGCACCUCCGUGGAGUCCACCUUCAUCUGCACAUGCACGCCGUUCUUCUUCGGACAGACGUGCAAACAGGACGUCAACGAGUGCGACGCCAACCCACCGCGCUGCAAAAACGGCGGGACGUGCAUCAACGAGGUCGGCAGCUACCGAUGCCAGUGUCCUCCGGAGUACACGGGGAAGCACUGCGAGAGCCGGUACCUACCCUGCAACCCGUCGCCCUGCCUGAACGGAGGCACCUGCAUCCAGACAGGAGAAACCAGCUACGAAUGUUCCUGUGUGCCAGGAUUUUCGGGGAAAAACUGCAACCAGAACAUCGACGACUGCCCGGGUCACGAGUGCCAGAACGGGGGCACGUGCGUCGAUGGAGUCAACACCUACAACUGCCAGUGUAAACCCGAGUUUACAGGUCAGCUCUGCCUGGACGAUGUCGACGAGUGCCAGCUCAUGCCCAACGCGUGCCUGAACGGCGGCACGUGCCACAACACCUUCGGCAGCUACCAGUGCGUGUGCGUGAACGGCUGGACGGGGGACGACUGCAGCGAGAACAUCGACGACUGCGCCAGCGCCGCCUGCUACCCUGGAUCCACCUGCCACGACCGCGUGGCGUCUUUCUCCUGCGAAUGCCCUCACGGCCGCACGGGUCUGCUGUGCCAGCUGAAGGACGCCUGCAUCAGUAACCCGUGCAAAAAGGACUCCAGCUGUGACACCAACCCUCUCAACGGGCAUCCCAUUUGUACCUGCCCCUCGGGAUACCUCGGUCCUUCCUGCGAUACGGAUAUAGAUGAAUGCUCAUUGGGCUCCAACCCCUGUGAGCACGCCGGGAAGUGCAUAAACACCAAGGGCUCAUUCCAGUGCAAGUGCCUGCGGGGCUACGUUGGAACGCGGUGCGAGCUGGACAUCAACGAGUGCAAGUCGAACCCGUGUAAGAACGAGGCCACCUGCCUGGACCAGAUAGGAGACUUCCAGUGCAUCUGCAUGCCAGGCUACGAGGGGGAGUUCUGCGAGAUCGAUACGAACGAGUGCGCCAGCAGCCCCUGCCUGAACAGCGGCAAGUGCAUCGACAAGAUCAACGCUUUCGUCUGCGAGUGCCCCACAGGCUUCACUGGGAAUCUUUGCCAGAUAGACAUAGACGAGUGUGCCAGUACACCGUGCAAAAAUGGCGCCAAGUGCACAGACGGGCCCAACAAGUACACCUGCGAGUGCACCGAAGGCUACACCGGAAGGCACUGUGAGACAGACGUCGACGAGUGCGCCUCGAACCCGUGCCACUACGGCUCCUGCGUCGACGGCCUGGCCUCGUUUGGCUGCAGCUGCAACCCCGGGUUCACCGGCAGGCUGUGCGAGACCAACAUCAACGAGUGCCUGAGCCAGCCGUGCAGGAACGGAGGCACCUGCGUGGACCGAGAGAACGCCUACAUCUGCAGCUGCCCCAAGGGGACCACAGGAAUCAACUGUGAAGUCAACAUCGACGACUGUAAGGGCAACCUGUGUCACUAUGGAACCUGCAUCGACAAGAUCAACCACUAUGAGUGUGUUUGUGAACCUGGCUACACUGGUACGAUGUGUAACAUCAACAUCGACGAGUGUGCCAUCAAUCCGUGCCACAACGGCGGCACCUGCAUCGACGACGUCAACGGCUUCACCUGCGUGUGUCCGGACGGCUACCACGACCCCACCUGCUUCUCCCAGGUCAACGAGUGCCUCAGCAACCCCUGCAUCCACGGUCACUGCGAAGACAAAAUUAACGGCUACAAGUGCCUGUGCGACUCCGGCUGGAGCGGUAAAAACUGCGACAUCAACAACAACGAGUGCGAAUCCAACCCUUGCAUGAACGGCGGCACCUGCAAGGACAUGACCAGCGGCUACGUUUGCACCUGUCGCGUGGGCUUCACGGGUCCGAACUGCCAGACCAACAUUAACGAAUGCGCCUCCAACCCCUGCCUGAACCAGGGCAGCUGCAUCGACGACGUCGCGGGGUACAAGUGCAACUGUGUCCUGCCCUACACUGGAGAAAACUGUGAAACCUUGAUGGCCCCCUGCAGCUCCAAACCCUGUAAGCAUGGAGGACAAUGCCAGGAGUCAGAGGACUACCUGAGCUUCUCCUGUAUCUGUCCUGAAGGAUGGCAAGGUCAAACAUGUGAGGUGGACAUCAAAGAGUGUGUGAAGAAUCCUUGUCGCAACGGAGCAACCUGCCAGAAUACUCUGGGCAGCUACCGCUGCAGCUGCAAACCCGGCUUCGCCGGACGCAACUGUGAGUCCAACAUCGACGACUGCAAGCCCAACCCCUGCAGCAACGGAGGCCUUUGCAAGGACGAGGUCAACAGCUUCCUGUGUACCUGCCUGCCCGGAUUUCGGGGACCAAAGUGCGAGGAGGACAUCAACGAAUGUGAGAGCAACCCGUGCCGGAACGGAGCCAACUGCACGGACUGCGUGAACAGCUACACCUGCACCUGCCCGGCUGGCUUCAGCGGGAUCCACUGUGAAAAUAACACCCCAGACUGCACAGAGAGCUCCUGCUUCAACGGGGGAACCUGUGUGGACGGCAUCAACACCUUCACCUGUUUAUGCCCGCCGGGCUUCACCGGGAGCUACUGCCAGCACGACAUCAACGAGUGCGACUCCAAGCCGUGUCAAAAUGGCGGCACCUGUCUGGACAGUUACGGCACAUACAAGUGCACCUGUCCGCACGGCUACACGGGACUCAACUGUCAGAACUUGGUUCACUGGUGCGACACGUCUCCCUGUAAAAACGGAGGAUCCUGCUGGCAGCGAGGGACCACCUACAGCUGUCAGUGCGAGACCGGCUGGACGGGCCUUUACUGUGACGUCCCAAGUGUUUCCUGCGAGGUCGCAGCCAAGCAGAGAGGAGUCGCCGUCUCCCAGCUCUGUCAAAACGCGGGCCAGUGUCUGGAUGCAGGGAACGUCCACUACUGCCACUGUCAGGUUGGAUACACGGGGAGCUACUGCGAGGAGCAGGUGGACGAGUGCUCACCGAACCCCUGCCAGAACGGAGCCACCUGCUCCGACUUUCUGGGCGGAUACUCCUGCAAGUGCUUGCCGGGAUACAUGGGGCCCAACUGUUCCACGGAGAUCAAUGAGUGCUCCUCCCAGCCGUGCCAGAACGGGGGCACCUGCAUUGACCUGAUCAAUACCUACAAAUGCUCCUGUCCCCGAGGAACCCAAGGCGUACACUGCGAGAUCAACGUCGACGACUGCACCCCGUCCACCCACCCCGACACCAAAGAGCCCAAGUGCUUCAACAACGGCAGGUGCGUGGACGGAGUGGGCGGCUACCACUGCAUCUGCCCCGCCGGGUACGUGGGGGAGCGAUGCGAGGGGGACGUCAACGAGUGCCUCUCCAACCCGUGCGACCCGCGGGGCACGCACAGCUGCAUCCAGCUCACCAACAACUACCGCUGCGAGUGUCGCACCGGCUACACAGGUCAGCGCUGUGACCAAGUGUUUAACGGCUGCAAGGGCAAACCUUGCCGUAACGGAGGCUCCUGCGCUGUGGCCAGCAACACCCCGCAUGGUUUCAUCUGCAAAUGCCCCUCUGGUUUCACCGGCUCCACCUGUGAAUACGACUCCCAAGCCUGCGGCAGCCUCCAGUGUCGCAACGGGGGCACCUGCAUCUCCGGCCACAACGGCCCCAAGUGCGUAUGUCUGCCCUCGUUCACGGGGCCCGAGUGUCAGUACCCCACGGACAGCCCGUGCAACUCCAGCCCCUGCUACAACGGCGGCACGUGCCAGUACGCCGCCGAGGCGCCGUUCUACCAGUGCGUCUGCCCCGCCAACUUCAACGGCCUCCGCUGCCACAUCCUGGACUACGGCUUCCGCGGGGGCCACGGCCAGACCAUCCCGCCGCCGACGGACGUGGAGGUGGCCUGCGGCAUCCCGCAGUGCGAGGAGCACAAGCACAACAAGUUCUGCGACGUGCUCUGCAACAACCACGCGUGCGGCUGGGACAACAGCGACUGCUCGCUCAACUUCGACGACCCGUGGAAGAACUGCUCGGCGGCGCUGCAGUGCUGGAGGUACUUCAACGACGGGAAGUGCGACGCGCAGUGCGACAACGCCGGGUGUCUCUACGACGGCUUUGACUGCCAGACUCUGGAAGGACAGUGCAAUCCUCUGUAUGACCAGUACUGUAAGGACCACUAUGCCGACGGCCACUGCGACCAGGGCUGCAACAACGCCGAGUGUGAGUGGGACGGCCUGGACUGCGCCAGCACGCCGGAGAAGAUCGCCGUGGGCCAGCUGGUCGUGGUCGUCCACAUCACCCCCGAGCAUCUCCUCAACAACUCCUUCGGCUUCCUGCGCGAGCUGAGCCGCGUUCUCCGCACCAACGUCAUCUUCAGGAAGGACCCCAAGGGGGAGACGAUGGUCUACCCGUUCUACGGCAGCGAGCACGAGCUGACGAAGUACAAGGUGAAGCGUUCGCUGGACUCCUGGUCGGAGGUGCCGGAGAAGGUGCUAAACGUGGUGAAGAGGAGUCUGCACGAGGUGGUCGGCGGCGGCGGGAGGGAGAAGAGGGAGCUUGAUCACUUGCAAAUCAAAGGCUCAAUUGUCCACUUGGAGAUGGACAACCGUCAGUGCAUCCAGCAGUCCAACGAGUGUUUCCAGAGCACCGACGACGCCGCUGCGUUCCUCGGAGCCCUGGAGUCCAGCGGCAAACUGGACGUCCCGUUCACCAUUGAAGCUGUCUAUAGCGGCGUCGACCUGCAGCCCGCCGACGGACUCUACGCCAUCUACCUGGUCCUGGGCGGCGUCGGGAUCCUGGCCUUCCUGGGCGUGGGGAUGGUGGCAGCACGGAAGCGGCGGCACGAGCACGGGCGCCUGUGGCUCCCCGAGGGCUUCAAGACCACGGAGACCAGCAAGAAGAAGAGACGGGAGCCGGUCGGGGAGGACUCGGUCGGGCUGAAGCCGCUGAAAAACACCUCGGAUAUUUCACUGAUGGACGACAACCCGAGCGAAUGGGCAGAGGAUGAACCUGUGGAUGUGAAACGCUUCAAACUGGAAGAGCAGGCUGUGCUGGACGCGGACGACCAGACCGACCACCGCCAGUGGACCCAGCAGCACCUGGACGCCGCCGACCUGCGCAUCCCCUCCAUUGCUCCCACCCCCCCUCAGGGCGAGAUUGAAAAUGACUGCAUGGACGUCAACGUGCGAGGACCAGAUGGAUUCACGCCCCUGAUGAUCGCGUCCUGCAGCGGCGGCGGAUUAGAGACGGGCAACAGCGAGGAGGAGGAGGACGCCUCCGCCAACGUCAUCAACGACUUCAUCUACCAGGGCGCCAACCUGCACAACCAGACGGACCGCACCGGUGAGACGGCCCUCCACCUGGCUGCCCGCUACGCCCGCUCCGACGCCGCCAAAAGGCUGCUGGAGGCCAGCGCCGACGCCAACAUUCAGGACAACAUGGGCAGGACGCCUCUGCACGCCGCCGUGGCCGCUGACGCCCAGGGAGUCUUCCAGAUUCUGAUAAGGAACCGCGCCACGGAUUUGGACGCCCGCAUGCAUGAUGGCACCACACCCCUGAUCCUGGCUGCCAGGCUGGCUGUGGAGGGCAUGGUGGAGGAGCUCAUUAACUGCCACGCAGACGUGAACGCCAUCGAUGAUUUUGGUAAAUCAGCCCUCCAUUGGGCCGCUGCGGUAAAUAACGUGGAGGCCGCCAUUGUCCUACUGAAGAACGGCGCCAACAAGGACAUGCAGAACAACAAGGAGGAAACCCCGCUAUUCCUGGCUGCCAGAGAAGGAAGCUACGAGACCGCCAAGGUCCUCCUGGAUCACUUUGCAAACCGGGAAAUAACCGACCACAUGGACCGGCUCCCCAGGGACAUCGCGCAGGAGAGGAUGCACCACGACAUCGUGAGGCUGAUGGACGAGUACAACCUGGUACGGAGCCCCCCCAUGCACGGAGGGUCCCUGAGCACCACGCUGUCCCCCCCUCUUUGCUCACCCAGCGGGUUCCUGGGCAGCAUGAAGCAGCCCCAGCCUCAGGGACAAGGCCAGGGCAAGAAAGCCCGCAAGCCCAGUCACAAGGGCAUCGGCUGCAAAGACGGCAAAGACAUGAAGCUGAAGAAGAAGAACUCCCAGGACGGGAAGUCUGGGACCCUCCUGGACAGCUCGGCUGUCCUGUCGCCGGUAGACUCGUUGGAGUCCCCCCACGGGUAUGUGUCCGAUGUGGCCUCACCCCCUAUGAUGGCCUCCCCUUUCCAGCAGUCGCCGUCCGUGUCCCUCAACCAUCUCCAGGGCAUGUCCGACCCACAUUUGGCCGUGAACCACAUGGUGAUGCCGAACAAGCAGGAGCUGGCCCGGAUGCAGUUUGACCCGCUGCCUCCCCGCCUCACCCACCUGCCGGUCUCUGGCUCGGCCGGUCAGGGCCCCAUGAACGGCCAGUGCGACUGGCUGUCCCGGAUGCACAGCAGCAUGAGCCAAGCGGGACAGUUCAACCCCAUGAGAGGGGCCCCCGGGGGCCAAGGAGGUCUGCACCAGGGCGGGCAGCACGGAAGGAUGGCAGCAUCUCUGCACAACGGCCACCCCAACUCCGGCUUGUCGCAGAUGAUGACCUACCAGGGGAUGCAGGGCACCCGGCUCGGGCCUCAGAGCCACAUGAUGCAGCAGCAGGCUCAACAAAUGCAGCAGAUGCAGAACCUCCAGCAGCUUCAGCAGCAGCAGCAGCAGCAGCAGAGCAUCCAGCUGCAGCAUCCGAACUCUAACUCAGCCAGCAGCCAGAACUUCAUCAGCGGAGACCUCAGCUCCCCGGAGCUGCAGCAGGGCACGGGAAACUCCAGCAUGCCCAUGCACACCAUCCUCCCACAGGAGACCCAGAUCAUGUCCUCCUCCAUCAGCCAGUCCAUGCCCAGCACCCAGUUCCUCACCCCGCCCUCCCAGCACAGCUAUUCGGGCCCAAUAGACAACACCCCGAACCAUCAGGUCCAGGUGCCCGACCACCCCUUCCUGACCCCGUCCCCCGGCUCCCCUGACCAGUGGUCCAGCUCGUCCCCCCAUUCCAACAUGUCCGACUGGUCCGAGGGCAUUUCAAGUCCUCCGACGAGCAUGCAGUCCCAGAUCGGACAUAUAUCGGAACAGUUCAAAUAGAGAGCUAGUAUCUCCACACUCUGCUGUACAUAUCCUUUUUUUUUUUUUUCUCCGUAAAAAAAAAAUAAAAAUAAAAAAAGCCCUCUGUGAAAAAACAAACGGAAAAGGGCAAAGCUGUAAUCAAGAUGUAGGACUUUUAUAAACUUUUCUACUAACAGCAGCAUCUGUGCUUCGUUUCGUUUUUGUAUUUAUUACGGUUGUAUUUAUGCUUGUCGCCUGCCUGUUGAGAACAGAGGCAGCCGUGGGGGUCGGGUCCGGACCGGAGACGCUUCUCCCUUACAGAGCGCAUCUUCUGCAGUAACGUGGCAGCAUACACACUGGCUAUUUAUUUCCCUAGAGGCUCUCAGUCUUUGUCUUUAUUUGCAUAUGAUUUCUCUCUGUUUAUACCUUGUAUAAUCCUGUUUAUAAUUAAAGAAAAUGUGAUUGAGGAUAGAGCACUAAGUUUCAGUGUUAUCUCAGUUUGUUUGAAGAUGUGACGAGAUUCCUGUGAUCGGUGACACGGGAGGCUUUUUGAUCCUUUUUAAACAUCCGCUGAAUGUUAGCCACGCUCUCUAGGG
Molecule: messenger RNA, 8333 nt
Organism: Fundulus heteroclitus (mummichog)
Lineage: Eukaryota; Metazoa; Chordata; Actinopteri; Cyprinodontiformes; Fundulidae
Product: notch receptor 1
Exons: 34
Coding region: 214-7776 (2520 amino acids)
Biological process (GO): cell differentiation; establishment or maintenance of epithelial cell apical/basal polarity; regulation of developmental process
Cellular component (GO): protein-containing complex; plasma membrane
Molecular function (GO): protein binding; calcium ion binding; signaling receptor activity
Source: RefSeq, a predicted model, not a curated record